GCACUUUGGCACUGGUCCUCAAAAACCUCCCCCAGAAUAUUGGUGCUUGAGCAGCUCGAACUCACCUUUCAAAUCCAAUUUUCUUCUAAUCUGCCAAUAGUUGCUCUGACUUUUCUUACUCGUUGUUUACAAAUAUGACUACUGUGGCUACACGGAGAAGAAAACGCUCACCUAACACGGAUUGGAAGGCAGACUUUUAUCGCAAUGGCUACCCUACCGAAGUCAUUGUAAUCGAGGAUUCGCCUACACCCGCUCCUGAUCAACACACCAAUUCCACCUCAAAUUCAAAUAAUCCACAGUUGAAUCAUGCGUCUGCCUAUACCACACCCCCUGCUGCUUCUACCCGCUCCAAGCGGCCUCGAAGGAAGGUCACUUCUACCUAUCAACCUCAACUCGCCCCAACAUCGCAGAUAUCAUACCCUGUUCUCACACCGGUCUCUUCGUUGGUCGGGAACUUUACUCAACCAGCUGCAAAACGCAGGCGGAAAGAAAAUGGAGACGCUGCUGGUUAUUCUGAAGCAUCGCAUCGUCAAGAUCAUGUAUAUCGACCAACCGCAACCACUGAGACGGCUGCUGCGAACUACGACGAUAAAGAUGGACAUUAUAUCAUUAUCCCGAACGAAGAUCUUACCACCCGAUACAAGAUGAUCCGAUUACUAGGACAAGGUACAUUUGGCAAGGUCGUAGAAUGCUGGGAUCGUGUACGACGGCGCUAUUGCGCUAUCAAAGUCAUCCGGGCAGUGCCUAAGUAUAGAGAUGCUAGCAAAAUUGAGAUACGAGUGCUCAACACUCUGAAGGAAAACGACCCUCUCAACCUAAAUAAAUGCAUACACCUGCUGGAAUGGUUCGACUUUCGAAAUCAUAUUUGCAUGGUGUUUGAGUUGCUCGGUCAAUCUGUCUUUGACUUCUUGAAGGAAAACGAAUUUCAUCCUUUUCCUGCGCAUCAUAUCCAACACUUUGCAAGGCAAUUAUUAACGAGCGUGGCGUUUGUGCACGACCUCAAGCUCAUCCAUACGGACCUUAAGCCGGAGAAUAUAUUACUUGUCAACAAUGAAUAUCGAUUGGUUCCAUGCAGACCAACAAAGAGAUCUGGAAGCAAGGUACAACGCUUGUUAGCCAAUACGGAAAUUCGUCUGAUUGAUUUUGGCUCUGCGACAUUUGAGCACGACUACCAUUCAUCGGUGGUAUCUACAAGGCAUUACCGAGCACCAGAGAUUAUAUUAGGUAUGGGCUGGUCCUAUCCAUGUGACAUUUGGUCCAUCGGCUGUAUCUUGGUAGAAUUCUUUACUGGUGAUGCUUUAUUCCAAACACAUGACAAUCUGGAGCAUCUGGCUAUGAUGGAGGUUGUUUUGGGUAAGAUUCCGGAUAGAACUUUACGACAAGCGAGACAUACGCAAAAGUAUUUCGAAGGAGGACGACUAAACUAUCCUAACGAAGAGACAACAAAGCAGAGUCGCAAAUACGUUAAAGCGAUGAGACCUUUACAGGAAAUUAUACAACCAUCCACUAACGUCAAUCGACAUCUUCUUGGACUACUUCAAAAGCUGCUAAUGUAUGAUCCAGCAGACAGGAUAUCCGCUCAGGAAGCUCUGAAGCACCCUUUUUUCCACAUACAGUUGGAUGAAAGCGGAAGAGAGAUCGUUCAUUAAGUGGUGUCAGCAAGGCGCACCGCUUGUCACAAUGGCAUACUCAAGAUGUGCCACGUUGCCUAUUGAGACUUGUACUGUCUAUCGCUACUCAAUUACAAGUGGCUACCUUUCUUUGUCUUUAUUUUCCGGCGCUCCUUGUUUUAGCAGCCCUUCUUUCGUUUACUCAUUGCCACAUCAACAUUUGUUCUAUCUUUCAGUGCUUAUCUCCCCAUUUCCGAUUUUACAUACUUGCUUUAUGAUAGAUAGGAUUCCCGGAUAUCCAUACACAAAAGACUACUUGGUCAAUCAAAAAUGUAAUAUACCAAAGUGAAAACUCUUCCUUAUUAAGAUCAUUAAAGAAUCAUAUUCUAGACGGUG
Molecule: messenger RNA, 2006 nt
Organism: Umbelopsis ramanniana AG
Lineage: Eukaryota; Fungi; Mucoromycota; Umbelopsidomycetes; Umbelopsidales; Umbelopsidaceae
Exons: 10
Coding region: 135-1649 (504 amino acids)
Biological process (GO): protein phosphorylation
Cellular component (GO): nucleus
Molecular function (GO): ATP binding; protein kinase activity
Source: RefSeq, a predicted model, not a curated record